CUGUUCCAAUUGAAGACCAGUCCUGUAGUUUCUUGUUGAUUUGACUUGUUUUAUCUUCUUAUAUUCUUUCAUACAACUUCAAUGAUCUUAAUGUUCAUUUACUGUUUUAAAUUAUAGCUAGAAGGAUAUGUAAAAUACCAAAAUGAGUAUAAUAACUUCAGAGUCUCUCAAAGAUACCGUGACAGUUUUAAUAAACGCUGCCGGAGAUAAUGAACAUUCUGUGAACAACGUCAUUAUAAAAUCACUCGCGAAAAUAGCGAACACAUAUCCGAACGAAGUCAUCGCUAUAUUUUGUGAAUUCUACAAAGACACUGUGAAAGUGAACACUACACUAUUGGGAAACAUUAUCAAGGUAUUAGAACAAACAUGUGUCAAUCAAGUAAGAAAACUAGAUCCAAAAGUAGCAACAGAGCUUGUGAGCUCAAUGCUGCGAGCCAUGACUGAAAAUGCUGGUUAUGAACCUGUGACACAGCUGGGGGCUUCUGCUGUCCUUGUUGCCGUGGGCCAUGAGAAUUUAGACUUGGCACUCCGCUCAUUGAUCAACCAACUUUCCCCAGCAACAGUACCACAUUAUACAAUACCCCACACACUUGGAACUCUCGCAGCCGUUAAUACACACGGUGUUGUCCCACAUAUUAAGGAGAUACUCAGUAAAAUGUUGCCGCUUCUUUCGUUGGUGAAGCAGGAUGGAUUGAAACAGGCAUUUGCAUAUGCGUUCGGCCACUUUGCAGUAGCUGUCUCCGAACAUAUUGGAGACAACGUGGAAAACGACAACAUUACUUCUAUUAAAGAAAAUUUCGUCACCGAAUUCACAAUUAUAUUUGACGUACUUUACAAUCAGUGGUUGCCUUCAUACGAGCCGAAAGUUUCUGAAUCAGUUCUGGAAGCUCUUGGACCGAUAACAAGACUUAUAUCCGAAAGACAGUUCAAUGAAACGGUCAACAAAUUCGUUCUGUCAUUAUUGGCUUUAUAUCGGAAACCAAAUAUCAACUAUUAUUACAUCAGUCAGUGUCUAUCUUAUUUAUUAUCUCCGUCGACACUCAAUCCGAAGUUAGGGUUGAAUGAGAAUGUCAUUACGUCAAUAAACCACGUCCUAUUCCAUUUGGUUGUGCUGGAGCCAGAUUAUGAUCAACCACAAACCGUUAAAAAUCAUUUCGAAGUUUUACGAUGUUUCGAUCACAUGGCCAGACAGUAUUCUGAUCAAACGAUCGAGGGACUCCUACAUCAAUGCAAAAACAACCAGGAAAAGGAUAGAAUGAAGGCCGUUAUAAUAUUGACUCAUUUGACGACAUCGUCGCAAGUCUUUAUUGAUAAUUACUCGAGCAAAUUUAUAACGUUAUUAAAAGUCAUGACCAACAUGGAACAUGGUGUGAAAAUGAAGAAGUUGUUAGUCAAAGCUAUUGUAGGCUUAGUGUACAGGAACUGCAUAACGACCCCCGAGGAUUUUUCCAUGAUAGAAUUCAUAAUUAAACAUUGCGGAUUUGAGGGCCCAGCGAAUGUGUCAUUUUACGAGAUCUCAGACUUACAGGAUACCUGUAAGAAUUCUUUAAUCCUAAUGUGUAAUACUGUGACAAGUAUACGUGGUCAGCUGAGAAGUUUGCUCUUAUCUGCACUCACUGUUGAAGACUUAACUCCAUCUAUGUCCACGGUUGCACAUUGUCUAACGUCACUGUUCCAAAAUAAUUCUAAUGUAAUUGAAGGUGAAACAGUAAAAGGCUCAGAAAUCAAAUAUUCGUCUGAUUUGGUAUUUGUUCGGUGUAUCACCCACAUUGUGGAUCCAGAACAGAAAGAAAAAAACAAGAAUCUACUCGUGUUCCUCGAAGAUUAUUCUGGGGACGUACACAAAAAUUUGAAAAAUUCAUGGACCAUCGAAUUACAGCGGCUGCUGAAAUUUGUUGAUAAAAGUGAAUCGAGGGAACAAUGGCACAGUAUGCUAUUAGAUUUAUUGGUAUCUGCUGUCGAUCAAGUUAAUAACGACAAGUGGGUAGAGACUAUAGCGACUUUGAUCUCAAAGCAGAUUUUGUCAAAGAAACAGCAUCCUAUGAUCAAAGGAGUCUCGUUACAGUAUCUGGCAACGCUGUCGUGUCACAUACCGAACGCUGCUGUCGUUGAGUCCACACUCAAGAUAAUACUAUUUUCCCUAAAAUCUAUUCCGAUGGAAAACUGUGAGUAUGUUAGUAAAGCAAUAGGUAUAGCUUCUCGGCAACACGGAGAAUUUAUAUUGAACGAAUUAGACGCAGCUUACAAGGAAAAUGAAUCGAGAAAAGGUAGUAAAAUAAUGAACUUCCUUUCGUCAAAGAACUCUAAAACUGAAUUGGAAAUUAAUAUCGUGAAAUAUGCAUUAAUCACUUGUUAUGGUAAAGUAGCUGUUGAUUGUUUAGAUGCACACGUUUUGGCUAGACUUGGGGAUAACGUUACUUCAAUUCUAUACGAUAUACUGAAAUCUGGGCCUGCUUUCGACAUGUGCAAGGCAACAGUAACAACUUUAUACGAAAUAGGCAAAGCAUUGCAUCCUGCAGCUCACCAUAAUGUAGUUCUCAGAAACCGUUGGCAGUUAUUAAAUGCGGUUUUAGAACAAAUUUACAACUCGAAUUUGGAGAAACGCAAUGUCGAACUCUACCCUAUAAUAGUUAAAGCAUCGAACGCAUUGACUAAACUCCAAAAAGGUAUUUUGCCGGAAGAAAGAAACACCAUUCUGAGGGUAUUAUUUAAUAGCAUAUUCGGAGAAUUGUCGUCGUUUAAGCGUAAAUAUGAAGCCGAUGGGGUUGACGGAAUAAACGACAUACUCGCAAAAACUUUGAAUGACAGCUUAAUAUUAUUGCACCAACUAAUAAAAGAGCUUAUAAUCCAGUCGACUUGCUUAAGCACAAUCGAUGACUUAAUCGGUUUAUUAACAGAAUGGCUGAGACAUGAAAACGAUGAAAUACGAACCGCUUCAGUACUGAUACUUCAAGUUAUUUUCGAUACGUACAUAAAAAACGUGAGGCUGAAUUAUGAGACGCCAAGUAAAUUCGGUCAGAUGGGAUACCUAUUGGGUCUGGUCGUGCCUGGUAUUGCAGACACGAAUUUUCCUGUGCGUUUAACAACUAUAGAUUGCAUAAAACUAAUAGUACAGAUUCAAGAUUUAUACGAAGGUCACACUAUAGAACCAGGGGAUCAGUGUAUGGUCAACCUAACUCGACUGCAGAACAAUGUUUUGACAAAUGAUUUGAACAUGAUCAGUGAUUACUGCGUAGUUCUUUGUAACACUAUAACACCGAAGAUACCGCACCGGCACACGAUGCAAUUCAUUGAAAGUAUUUUGGAGUGUUACGAUAGUCAAGAACAUAAAAGCGUUGGGAUUAGUGCUGUCCUGGACGCAUUUUUCAUUAAGAAAGGUCAGGAUUUGUUCCAAAAUAUCGAGAGGAUAGUUGAAGUGAUGUUGAGUACAAUGGACGAGGUCAAUGAAGAUGCGAGGGUGAAGCUCAUGAGGCCGCUGACGUCAUUAACACGUCAUCAUUCUAACGCCGUCACUGCUGUUCUACUGAGCCAGAAGCUACCUUUAAAACCUUGUGUAGUGUCAUGUUGGCACCACCUCGCCCGGGACGAGAGCUUGUCUGAGGCGAUCACCGAGAACUUCUUGAGAUUGAUGACGUCAGUGGAGCUGUAUGAGGAUCCGUACCACGUCAUCGACAACCAUGUGGCUGCUCUCCAGCCUUUGACUCUAAUAAGUGCCUUAGGCGAGAUGCUGCAGGAGUCCACGAUGAAGGCCACGUGCAAAGCGAAGUUCUCUGAACUGUUCUCUGUGCUGUACACGACCUUGGCGUGCUACAUCGACGCGGAGCCGCCGGCCUACUCCCAUUCAGGCAACAAGAUGCAGGAGAGGUUCGGUUUCGUACCUAACAGGGAGUCCGUCAGGCUGUCACCGGCCAAGAUCACAAUUAACGCUUUUAGCGCCUUUUUGGAGCAAGCUGACUGUCAGAAGGUCCGUGAAGCGUGUUCCCUCUGCCUGAGUGUCGAGCACGGCGAUUCGGCUACCACACUCCUAGAGCUGGCACCCAUAUUAGGAGGGGCGGUGUCACGCGAGUGUCCGCAACAUUUGGCGAAACUAGUGUCGCGCGUGUCGGCGUACGCCAAAUCUAGUCUGCCGCCACAACGAUGCGCGGCGCAUGCCUUGUUGGCCGAUCUGCUUAAUUACAGAUGCAACGAUAACAACGUACUGAUAGAGUCAGUGAUGGCGACGCUGAACACCGGCUGGAAGGACACAUGCGACCGCGUGCGAGCCACCUGUCUGCGCGGCGCCGCCAACGUGGCGCAGCUCCGCGGCGACGGGCGCGCCGCCCACCUCACGCACGCACUGCACGCGCUCUCGCAGGGAGUCGACGCGCGCUCCGACACGUACGUAGGGGGACAGGGGGCGUGUGGGACGCGCACUGCACGCGCUCUCGCAGGGAGUCGACGCGCGCUCCGACACGCCACCAUCAGACAACGUCCCCCUGGCCUCGAUCCAAGGGCUCAGCCGGCUGCUCACCGAGCUAGACCACGUCGACGCGGAAUACGAUCGCGAGCUGUUGUCGAUAUCGCAGAAGAUACGUCCGUACAUGAACACGGAGUGUCCGCAGCUGCGGGAACAUUCCAUUCGUCUGUUCGGCGUGCUGGCGGCGCGCGUGCGCUCCGACGCGCUGGUCGACCAGGCCGUGAACUCGCUGCCGUGCUUCUUGCUGCACCUGUGCGACAACAACCCCGCCGUGGUCCGGGCGAGCAAAUUCACCUUGAAACAAGUGUUCAAGAUCUUCAACGUGAAGAAAUCGAACGACCUGGUGCAGACGCACCUGCUGGACGAGGGCCGCCUGUACCUGGACGAGUUCCUGUCGGCCCUGCUGCGGCAGCUGGCCGACGAGCUGCCCUCCAGCGUCGCCAGCUGUCUGCGCGCCGCCGCCCACUACCUGCACUGCGCACGCGACGAGCUCAGGCCGCACGCGCCCACGCUGCUGGGUCUGCUCUACGCGGAACUUCUCCGCAUCAGAGACAAGUACCCCGAGGACACGGAGCUGGAGCCGGACGUGUCGCGGUCGGCUCGCGCGCGCCUCCUGCAGCUGAUCAAGGACAGCAGCCCCGCGGUCAGGCAAAGCUCCGCCAUGGCGCUGGCGAACCUGUGCCUCGUCAUCGCUUCGGACGAAAUGAACCCGCAAUAAAAUGUAAAAAAUUGGUUACAACGCCAUCUGUGUUACAUUAAAUGAAACUAUGUGUCAAACAUGUCCUAUGGUUAGUUUCUACCAAAAAGGUUUCAUGCGCCGAGUACGCGCGGUCGCAUUUGUUAUUUUAAUUCAGUUAUUAUUUAAGUCAAUUUGAAGUACGAAUUAUUCCGUCUACUGCAUUGAUAUAGGAUCUGUAUUACUAUGGUCAUUUCAAUAUCAAAAUCUUAAAAAAAAUACCCUGUAUGGAGAUUCUCGUGAAUUCAAGGCAAUCAUCACACUGAUGUAUUCUGUUAUAAUGUUAACUUUCAACAAGUGAAUCUCUGAGAAAAGGAUAGUCUGCGUGGGGUCCCGUUGCUAUAUUCGGUGCGAAAGCAAAAAUAAAAAAAAAAUCACUUGUAGCCAACACUGUAAUAAUUCACAGUGUUGCCAAUGAUACGACUACAUUGUCCUAACGCAGUAGAAUUAACGAAAAAGUGUAAUUGUGAGAAAAAUACGUAAUUUUUAUUAGAACCCCGAUUUAUAAACACAAGAAAUGAAAUCUUUUUCUUUUAUUUUAUGAAAGUAAGCUUAGAAUACACCGGCAUUAUAUUCAUAUCGUUCCAUUGAAACUUUGUUUAAUAAUUGUAAUGUUUGUAUUUGUAAAUUUAGGAAACUUUCUGAAUUAUAAUAUUUUAUUACAAGAGGACAAUAAAUGCAAUCGAAACGAAUAAAAAAUUAAUCUCAUUG
Molecule: messenger RNA, 5903 nt
Organism: Bombyx mandarina (wild silkworm)
Lineage: Eukaryota; Metazoa; Arthropoda; Insecta; Lepidoptera; Bombycidae
Gene: c11.1
Product: maestro heat like repeat family protein c11.1
Cellular component (GO): cytoplasm
Source: RefSeq, a predicted model, not a curated record